Triticum dicoccoides is the source of this 867-nucleotide messenger RNA. Its product is annotated as peroxidase 52-like. The record is from RefSeq and is a predicted model, not a curated record. Gene Ontology annotation, biological process: response to oxidative stress; hydrogen peroxide catabolic process. NCBI's taxonomy places the organism in Eukaryota, Viridiplantae, Streptophyta, Magnoliopsida, Poales, Poaceae. Bases 16 to 810 code for a protein of 264 amino acids. The transcript is spliced from 3 exons. Gene Ontology annotation, molecular function: heme binding; peroxidase activity.
GCGGCCGAGCCACGGAUGGGCGCGUCCAUCCUCCGCUUGUUCUUCCACGACUGCUUCGUCAAUGGCUGCGACGCGUCGAUCUUGCUCGACGACACUGCGAGCUUCACCGGCGAGAAGAACGCCGGGCCGAACGCCAACUCGGUGCGCGGGUACGACGUCAUCGACGCCAUCAAGGCCCAAGUCGAGGCGUCCUGCAGCGGUGUCGUCUCCUGCGCCGACAUCGUCGCCCUGGCUGCACGGGACAGCGUCAACCUGCUCGGGGGCCCGACGUGGACGGUGCAGCUCGGCCGCCGCGACGCAUUGAACGCAAGCCAGAGCGCGGCGAACUCCAACCUCCCGGGGCCGGGUUCCAGCCUUGCCACCCUCAUCACCAUGUUCGGCAACAAGGGGCUGUCGCCACGGGACAUGACGUCGCUGUCCGGCGCGCACACCAUCGGGCACGCCCGGUGCACCACAUUCCGCGACCGCAUCUACAACGAUGCCAACAUCAAUGCCUCGUUCGCGGCGCUCCGGCAGCAGACGUGCCCGCAGUCAUCCGGCGGCGACGGCACGCUCGCGCCCAUCGACGCGGCGACGCCGGACAAGUUCGACAACUACUACUACCAAAACCUCAUGAGCAGGCAGGGCCUUUUCCACUCCGACCAAGAGCUGUUCAACGGCGGGUCGCAGGAUGCGCUGGUGAAGAAGUACAGAGGCAAUGCUGGCAUGUUCGCCGCCGACUUCGCCAGGGCGAUGGGGAGGAUGGGCAGCCUCAUGCCGUCGGCAGACACGCCCACGGAGAUCAGGUUGGACUGCAAGAAGGUCAACUAAUGUCAACUGGACGACGAAUCUUUGCUGAGGGCCGUCCGCGAUCAAUAUCCAGUCCAG